AUGGGUCAACGAUGGAUGUCGCGGGCCAUCGAUCCUAAAAGCACCAACGGCUCAGCCACCGAGAGCGAGAAGUCUGAACGAAAGGCACUGCAGAAUUGGGGUCCUACCGAUGCAUCCGCGGUUUACGAGUUUGGAGGUCCAUUGGGCAUGUUGGCCAUGAUGGUGGGAUUUCCUCUACUCAUGUACUUCAUGUGGAUAGGAGCUGUCUUCUACGAUGGCCAAAUUCCGAAACCAGGGAAGAACGAGUCCUUUACCAUAUUCGUGCAAUAUCUAUGGUUUUUGAUCAAGAACGAAGCCUACCCCACUAGGAGAGCAUGGUUUAUCUACUGGUCAUUUGGAUUCACGCAACUCGCCUUCUACGUUCUACUUCCUGGUGUUUAUCGCAAAGGCCAACCUCUGCCGCAUCUGGGUGGAAAGCAAUUGGAUUAUUACUGUUCGGCUAUGUGGUCAUUUUACACCAGCGUCGCUCUUGCACUUGUCUUGCACUUUGGCGAUUACUUCAGACUGGACACUUUGAUCAGCGAGUAUGGACCGCUGAUGAGUGUAGCGAUCAUCUCCGGGUUUGUAUGCUCUUUUGUUGCAUACUUCUCAGCUGUCGCACGCGGUACGACACUGCGUAUGAGUGGCAAUCACAUCGUCGACUUUUUUAUGGGUGCGGAACUGAAUCCAAGGAUGUUCGGGAUCUUAGACUUCAAGAUGUUAGUUGAAGUCCGCAUCGCGUGGUUUAUCCUUUUCUUCCUCGCUUUGAGCACAUGCCUGAAGCAGAUCGAGGAGUCUGGAUACGUAUCUAUAGAGGCGUGCUUUUUGCUUAUAGCACAAUAUCUUUAUGCUGGAGCUUGUGCCAAAGGAGAGCACUUGAUUAUCACCACCUGGGAUAUAUACUACGAGAAAACAGGAUUCAUGAUCAUUUUCUGGACAAUGGCUGGCGUGCCAUUUUCCUACGCUCAUGCUAUCCUCUACAUCGCCAACCACCACCACAGCGAGUAUCAGUGGUCAUGGUGGUUCGUAAUUACCUUGCUCAUCCCUUAUCUUGGUGUCUACUAUACCUGGGACACCUGCAACAGUCAGAAGAAUCAAUUUCGACAGGAAGAGCGGGGCGUAGUAGAGGAACGAACCACAUUUCCGUAUUUCAAAUAUGGAAAUAUCCGGAAUCCGAGAACUAUCGAGACAACUUACGGUAAAAAGCUGCUCUGCGAUGGUUGGUAUGGAAAGGCGCGCAAGAUCCAUUACUCCUGCGAUAUUUAUUUCGCUAUCAAUUGGGGCCUUGUUACAGGCUUCGCGUCGCCAUUCCCAUGGUUCUAUCCCGUUUUCUUCACCAUCAUGAUCAUGCAUCGCGCGUUACGCGACAAUGCAAAAUGCCGUGACAGGUAUGGCAAGGCUUGGGAGGAGUACACCAGACGAGUCCCGUACAUUUUCGUACCUGGUGUUAUCUAA
Messenger RNA from Alternaria atra, 1434 nucleotides. RefSeq lists its product as uncharacterized. Bases 1 to 1434 code for a protein of 477 amino acids. Lineage: Eukaryota; Fungi; Ascomycota; Dothideomycetes; Pleosporales; Pleosporaceae. Gene Ontology annotation, cellular component: endoplasmic reticulum membrane. The record is from RefSeq and is a predicted model, not a curated record. The transcript is spliced from 4 exons. Gene Ontology annotation, biological process: ergosterol biosynthetic process. Gene Ontology annotation, molecular function: Delta24(24-1) sterol reductase activity.